This is a messenger RNA of Cordyceps fumosorosea ARSEF 2679, 1605 nucleotides long. RefSeq names its product amino acid/polyamine transporter I. Gene Ontology annotation, cellular component: membrane. The transcript is spliced from 5 exons. Lineage: Eukaryota; Fungi; Ascomycota; Sordariomycetes; Hypocreales; Cordycipitaceae. Gene Ontology annotation, biological process: transmembrane transport. The record is from RefSeq and is a predicted model, not a curated record. Gene Ontology annotation, molecular function: transmembrane transporter activity. The coding region runs from base 1 to 1605 and encodes 534 amino acids.
AUGUCGACUACCCACGACUACUCGAACGGCUCCGGUAAGAUGGACCUCAAGGCCCACGACGCAGCGCCGCGCAUGUCCGUCGAGGACAAUGCCGACCACUUCCUCGAGUCCUUGGGCUACAAGCCCGAGCUGCAGCGCAACCGCUCCACGGCUCAGGUCGCAUUCAUGUCCUUCGUCCUCGCCUCCAUCCCGUACGGUCUCGCGACCACCCUCAUCUACCCCAUGAUUGGCGGCGGCUCCGUCGUCGUCAUCUGGGGCUGGGUUCUCGUCUCCCUCAUCAUCGUCUGCGUCGCUGCCUCUCUUGGCGAGAUUACUAGCGUCUAUCCCACUGCUGGAGGUGUCUACUAUCAAGCCUUCAUGCUUGCCCCGGCCAAUUGGCGUCGCAUUGCCAGUUGGGUCUGCGGCUGGCUCUACGUCGUCGGAAACAUCACCAUCACCCUCGCCGUCAACUUCGGUACCGCACUCUUCUUCAUUGGCUGCAUCAACGUCUUCGACAAGGGUCUCGACGCCGAAGGCAAUCCCAUCCCCAUGAUUGAGGGUACCAGCUGGCAGCAGUUUCUCAUCUUCCUCGCCAUUACCAUCCUCUGCAACCUCGUCUCCUCCCUCGGAAACAGGUGGCUGCCCUGGAUCGACACGGCCGCCAUCUUUUGGACAUUUGCCGGUGUCAUCGCCAUUACCAUUACCGUCCUUGUCAUGGCCAAGAGCGGCCGAAACUCUGCCGCCUACGUCUUUGGUCACUUUGAGACGUCGUCAGGCUGGCCCAAGGGCUGGUCCUUCAUGGUCGGUCUCUUGCACGCCGGCUACGCCACUUCAUCUACCGGCAUGAUUAUCUCCAUGUGCGAAGAGGUCCAGGAACCCGCUACCCAGGUCCCCAAGGCCAUGGUCGCCACCAUCUUCAUCAACACCUUUGCUGGCCUUCUCUUCCUCAUCCCUCUCAUGUUCGUCAUGCCCGCCCAGGAAAUCGCCGCCAUCAUCGCCUCCGGCCAGCCCGUUCCGUACAUCAUCAAGGCGGCCGUCGGCUCCCCCGGUGGCGCCAUCGGUCUCCUGAUUCCUCUCAUGGUCCUCGCCUUGAUCUGUGGUAUCGGCUGCACCACGGCCGCCUCCCGAUGCGUCUGGGCGUUUGCUCGCGACGGUGCCAUCCCCGGUUCCAAGUGGUGGGUCCAGGUCAACCACAAGCUCGACGUGCCCCUGAACGCCAUGAUGCUCAGCAUGGUUGUCCAGGUUGUGCUCGGCCUCAUCAACUUUGGUUCCGCCGUUGCCUUCAACGCCUUCUCGGGUGUCGGUGUCAUUUGCCUGACUGCCGCCUACGCCACCCCCAUUGCCAUCAACAUGCUCACGCGUCGCCGCAAGGUGGCCGACGCGGCGUUCCGUCUCGGCAAGUUUGGCUACGUUGCCAACACCAUCGCCGUCGCUGCAGCCUGGUCUCUUCUGGCCCUCCCCCUCUUCUGCAUGCCCACCAACUAUCCCGUCACCAACGUCGCCAAUGUCAACUUUGCCUCGGUCGUCUUUGCCGCCGCCAUGACCAUUUCUGCUCUGUGGUACGUGGUCUGGGGUCACCGUAACUAUGCCGGUCCUCCCGUGCAAGAGCACGAGCACAUGCAAUAA